Messenger RNA from Callorhinchus milii (elephant shark), 695 nucleotides. It is a transcript of the gene gje1a, whose product is annotated as gap junction protein epsilon 1. The record is from RefSeq and is a predicted model, not a curated record. NCBI's taxonomy places the organism in Eukaryota, Metazoa, Chordata, Chondrichthyes, Chimaeriformes, Callorhinchidae. Gene Ontology annotation, biological process: cell communication. Bases 1 to 618 code for a protein of 205 amino acids. Gene Ontology annotation, cellular component: connexin complex. The transcript has 3 exons.
AUGUCCUUAAACUACAUCAAAAAUUUCUACGAAGGAUGUCUCAGGCCUCCGACUGUUAUAGGCCAAUUCCACACCCUGUUCUUCGGCUCAGUACGUAUGUUCUUCCUGGGAGUUCUGGGUUUCGCUGUCUACGGCAACGAGGCCCUGCAUUUCAGCUGCGAUCCAGACAGGAGGGAGUUAAACCUCUUCUGCUAUAACCAGUUCAGGCCGAUAACCCCACAGGUAUUCUGGGCGUUACAGCUGGUGACGGUGUUGGUGCCGGGCGCUGUGUUCCACCUUUACGCCGCUUGCUGUAACAUUGACCAGGAUGAGAUCCUGCAGCGAGCGCUCUACACUGUUUCUUACAUCAUCUCCGUCCUGUCCCGCAUCGUGUUGGAGAUCGUGGCCUUCUGGCUGCAGAGCCAUCUAUUUGGCUUCCAAGUCCACCCCAUCUACACCUGUAAUGUGGCCUCUCUGGACAAGCACCUCAAGCUGACCAAGUGCAUGGUCCCCGAGCACUUUGAGAAGACCAUCUUCCUCUGCGCUAUGUACACCUUCACUGUCAUCACCGUGCUGCUCUGUGCCGCAGAGAUAUUCGAGAUCCUGUGUAGGAGACUCGGCUACUUGUCCACCGGGUAACCAGGCCUGCACUCACUCACCUCCCCAUCUACCCACAAACCUGCCUCCCUAACUCCUCACCUGUCUCCCCACCUCCC